Messenger RNA from Danio aesculapii, 2229 nucleotides. RefSeq names its product orthodenticle homeobox 2b (gene otx2b). Bases 284 to 1153 code for a protein of 289 amino acids. Gene Ontology annotation, molecular function: DNA-binding transcription factor activity, RNA polymerase II-specific; RNA polymerase II cis-regulatory region sequence-specific DNA binding. Gene Ontology annotation, biological process: regulation of transcription by RNA polymerase II; multicellular organism development. Gene Ontology annotation, cellular component: nucleus. The record is from RefSeq and is a predicted model, not a curated record. Lineage: Eukaryota; Metazoa; Chordata; Actinopteri; Cypriniformes; Danionidae. The transcript is spliced from 4 exons.
AGUAGACGCUUCAUCAUAGCUCAUUUGCUUCACGGUUUGUUGAAAAGGAUAUUAUCCUGAUGUUAUGAAUAUUUUUCUAAUGAUUUAGAGGUGUAUUCGCUAUCGGACAUCAAACUUUAACGGACAUUGGACUGAAUCUAGUUAUUCAGGUUUUUAGUUUCACCUGCACCGCUGAAGACGCAAACAAGCUAAAGCAGAAGUGCGCUAAGGAAAAAAGACCGAAGCAGCCGGUUUCCAGCUUUCCGAAAUUUCUUCAACUAUACCCCCCACAACCAUCUUUAGCAUGAUGUCGUAUCUCAAGCAACCACCUUACACGGUCAACGGGCUAAGUUUAACUACCUCCGGGAUGGAUCUUUUGCAUCCCUCCGUUGGAUACCCAGCGACUCCUCGAAAGCAGAGACGAGAAAGGACAACAUUUACUAGAGCGCAACUAGAUGUGCUGGAGGCUUUAUUCGCGAAAACGCGCUACCCGGAUAUUUUCAUGCGUGAGGAGGUAGCCUUGAAAAUCAACUUGCCGGAGUCCCGUGUACAGGUUUGGUUCAAAAACCGAAGGGCAAAGUGUCGCCAACAGCAGCAGCAACAACAAAACGGAGGCCAGAACAAGGUGCGACCUGCCAAAAAGAAAAGCUCUCCAGCGCGGGAGGCCAGUUCUGAGAGCGGAGCGAGCGGCCAGUUCACCCCGCCCUCCAGCACUUCAGUCCCGGCCAUCUCCACCACAACCGCGCCGGUGUCCAUUUGGAGCCCGGCCUCCAUCUCGCCGCUGUCAGACCCACUUUCUACCUCCUCCUCCUGCAUGCAAAGAUCCUACCCAAUGACCUACACUCAAGCGUCUGGAUACAGCCAGGGCUAUGCUGGUUCCACUUCCUACUUUGGGGGCAUGGACUGCGGCUCCUACUUGACGCCCAUGCACCAUCAGUUGACCGGGCCGGGAUCCACUUUGAGCCCCAUGAGCAGCAACGCUGUCACCAGUCACCUAAACCAGUCUCCAGCGUCUCUCCCCACACAAGGUUACGGUGCCUCGGGGCUCGGCUUCAACUCCACCGCGGAUUGCUUGGAUUAUAAGGACCAAGCGUCCUCGUGGAAACUGAACUUCAACGCUGACUGCUUGGAUUACAAAGAUCAGACUUCCUCCUGGAAAUUCCAGGUGUUGUGAAACUAAAAACCAUCUGCCACUCUGUCCAACCAACACCCUAAAAGACCAUAAAAUAAACGUUGUAUACCUGCCAUCCUUCCAAAAAAAGAAGUGUUCCGUGACGCGCGAACUCUCCCAGAUGGAUGGGUUGCAUUGAGCCCGACAGCGCUUGUGAAGUUUGAAGUCUUUGACAUGAAAUAUCUAUUUGAGCUACACGCACCCCUUGUUGGCGUGCAAAGUAGUAUUUGAAGGGUUGUGAAUGCGUAUAAACAUAGGCCAUUUGACCACAACCUGUUGUUAAAGGUACAGGGAAUCAAAGUGAAUUUGUAAUAAGUUAGGUCAAAGCCACGGAACAAAUCCUUACACAAGAAAAGAGGAGAAAAAACUACACAGCAAAAGGAGCCAAUCUUUUGGUUAAGUGCUUGGAAUGGGCAGGCUUUCUCUAAGCCUCUUACAGCACGCCGACCUAUUUCAAUGUUGGCAAGACGAGAGACACUUCCAUCAGGAGGAUGAUAGAGAGGAUGUGUGCGAGUGUACGUGUGUGCGUGCGUGCGUGUGUGUGUGUGUAUGUGUGCGUGUGUGUGCUGAACGCCUCCAUGGCGACCUGGAUGCACUACUUUAUUUAAGAAAAGGUGUUUAUAAGGAAUCAAUAUGUAGUUUUUAAAGACAAUCAAUGUGUGUCUUAUAUAAAUGGUACAUUUGUGUUUUUUUUAUCUGUGCUAGCCUUCGAAACUGUGAUCUGUUGUAACUGUAUGCAAUUUGUGAGCUCCGUCGCAUCUGCGAAGACUCGGCUGUGAUUUUAAUAGAUUUUAAACUUUUUUUGGUUUGGUUUGGUUUUGUUUAAGAAAACACGACAGUAAAUAAUACUAGUCAUAAGAUUGCUAUCGAAUUAAUUUCAAGAGACAAACAAUCUCGAAAACACAGGGACUCAAGAGAAUGUGUAAGAAAGGAACUGUCUGUCCCCGUUCAUUGAUCUUCAUUGGUCAUAACUGCUAUACCACCCACGUGGAUCUUAAACUUGUCUGGAGCGGUAAUGUGGUCCCGCCACAGACAUAUUAAUAAACAAUUUCAAAUCUGACACCAUAUUUAAAGUUAUU